Oryza sativa Japonica Group (Japanese rice) is the source of this 2218-nucleotide messenger RNA. RefSeq lists its product as uncharacterized. Lineage: Eukaryota; Viridiplantae; Streptophyta; Magnoliopsida; Poales; Poaceae. The record is from RefSeq and is a predicted model, not a curated record.
UAGCCUGUUAUUGUACUAGUGUGGACAUGUUCCCCUUUUCAGGAAGAUGGCAGAAAAGUGGUUGUGGCUUGGUGGAUAGAGAGGUCCGUAGACUCAUCGCCAGUCGUCACUCCGGCGACGGUGACCACCAUCUAAUCGCCGGUGGGCACUCCGACGCCGGCGACCACCUCCCAACAUCCUCUCUCAUGUCGCAGCUAGGAAGGACGUCCUGGCGUGAUAUCGUCCUGUCGCGUCCCGCAGUUAAUGCGGUGGAUCAACGGGGCGAAGAAGACCAGGGUUCCUAGACUGAGGUUCGUCGUCGAUCCAAGAGGCAUUCAUGGCGCCCCAACGCCCCCCCAACCUCCAGCCCUGCAGCAUUCAAGAAGGCAAGAACAGUCCCCCGCUGGCUCCAAGGAUGCUGCUUUAACUGCCUGGGGCUAGGACACCAGAAAUCCGCCUGCCCAGGAAGCACGCGAUGCUACAACUGCUGGUACUCAGGGCACAUCGCUAGGAAUUGCCCUACCUCCCGUGCGGCUAGGGCGCAGCCGGCCACUGGUUCAAAAGAAGUGGCAACGAAGCCAGCGGGAGGUGAAAAACCGCGGAAAGAAGUGCUAGAAGCUUUGCCUCCCAGAAAGAAGGGGCGAGAAGAGGGAGUGGCUGCUGGUGAUGGCAUGGCUAGCUUUCAGAUCUGCGCUCAGCAGCCCUCUCGGGUCAUGAAGGAGUGGCGGACCGGGGACGCCAACAUCCGGCCGGAGUCGGGGCGGUGCACCAUCUCCUGGACGCCGCGCAUGGUGGAGACGGAGGCCAUCUUCGAGCAGAAGGUGCUCCUGGCCACAGUGCUUGGCAACCAGCCAGCGCUCUCACCUAGAGAUCUGGUUGCGGUGAUCGUCGACUGUGGCAUCCUCCCCGCGCACUUCCGGGUGGAGGUAACGACCCCUGAGGACUACCUAAUUGUGUUUCGUUCUGCCAGAGAAAAGGAUUGGGUCCUCGGCAAAUCCAAACAAGUCUUCUUCCAAGGGGCGCCAAUCGCCUUCAAGAGCUGGAACAGGCGCCUGCUGGCCAGCAGCACGAGGUUCCAAUUCUUCACCAAGCUGUCAUUAGAAGGGCUUCCCCAGCACGCCUGGGAUGAGGAGGCGAUGGCCCAGCUGAUCCGUGAGCUGGGUGGAGAGUUGGUGGAGCUUGUUCCGCCGGCGGACGCGAGGGUUCUCACCAUGUUCGCCUGGCUCAAGAACCCGUCUGCGGUGCCAACAACGCUGGAGGUGGAGAUCCCAGAGCGCGCGGGGGGCGGCCCGCCGUGCUGGGAACGUAUGGCGGGAUCAAUCAGGAUUCCAAGGGCGCCUCUGCACAAGUGCACGCUGACGUACAAUAUCAUUGUGCACAUUGAGGAGAUCAUUGACCCGACGCCCCUCCAUGUUCCCCUCUCCACGGCCUCCAACGACGAAGAUGAUGAUGACGUCCCGCGCCAGGUUACGUUCUCCUGCUGGGCUGGCCGAAUCGACGGCACAGGGCCGUGGACGUCGAAACAAGGCGGAGGUCGGCCUUUUGGCGGAGCAUCUGGCUUUGCUGGUGGGCUACCGGGGCGCACCUGGUCGACAUCUUCAGUUCAGCGGGUGUCCGAGAUGAUCCCUACCAACCCCGGCGCGCUGAGGGAUACCGCCCGCGACGACGAGCACACUGAACACGCCGGCUCGGGCCUGCAUGCUUCGGACAGGGAUACGAUAGAGGAACACUCAAGUGGCGAGCCUGGGAAUAGGAUGGCGGGGAGGGGAGAUGAUGCUGCGUGUAAUGUCGUGCCGCGUGUGCUUGCCACGAGCACGGCGCUGGUGGCGGGGAGAGACGUUCUGGCGACGGGGAAAGAUGUGCUGGCGACGGAGAAUGGCGUUCUGGCGACGGGGAAGGAUGUGCUGGCAACAGGGGGCGAGGUUGCUCUGGUCGCGAGAAGUGAUGCUUAGCGGUUGGGAAGUGAGGUUCAGGCGACAGGACGAUCCGAAGAGGGUAGCAAGGUAACUGCAAUGCCUUCGUCGAAGAUCUGGUUCUCACCACAAUUGCAGCCAAAGAGCUGUGCAGCGCCAUCCCUUGCAGUCUCCUGCGAUGUCGUCGUUCUGGAUGAGAUGCAGCGAAGCCCAUCAGCUGAUCAGUUCACACAGAUCAUGUAGCGCCCGUUCCGUCGUGGCGCCUAGCGGGAAAAUUAUCUCUCAAAAACCCUAAUUGCGAAAUUUGUUCCUUUGAUUGUUGUCUA